This is a messenger RNA of Medicago truncatula (barrel medic), 1099 nucleotides long. RefSeq names its product protein FAR1-RELATED SEQUENCE 4-like. The record is from RefSeq and is a predicted model, not a curated record. Lineage: Eukaryota; Viridiplantae; Streptophyta; Magnoliopsida; Fabales; Fabaceae. The transcript has 2 exons. The coding region runs from base 34 to 777 and encodes 247 amino acids.
UGGGGUGUCAAUUGCCCCCACAAUUGAACAUUCAUGGAUAAUCCAAAUGCUUUUGUGGAUAGUGGUAGUAUUCAUGAUGAAGGCAUAGAAGUUGACAACUUUAAUGUUGAAAAUGAAGAUGCAUGGUGGGAGCCUAAAACAGAUAUGUGUUUUUCUAGCAUAGAUGAUGUUAAAUCAUUUUAUAGAGAAUAUGCUUUGAGAAAGGGUUUUGAUUGGAAGAUUAGAACAUCGAGAAAAGGAAAGGAUGGGGAGGUAUGCUACUUAAUUCUUGCAUGCACAAGAGAUCGGGCUGAAGUGACGAAAAGUGUAUGUACAUUGAAGACACGUCCGACAAUGGGAAAAAGUUGUCCUGCUAAGAUUUGUAUCAAGUUGAAAGCAGAUGGAUUGUGGUACAUUAACAAAUUUGAGCCUAAUCAUUCUCAUCAUACUAGCCCUACAAAGGCAAGGUUGUUCAAGGCUAACAAGAAUAUGGACUUGCAUGUAAAGAGGACAAUUCAAAUCAAUGAUGAUGCAGGUGUGAGGAUCAACAAGACUUUUCAAUCUCUUGUUAAAGAUGCAGGCGGGCAUGAAAAUGUACCAUUUAAUGAAAGAGAUGUGAGGAAUUAUGUUAACAAGGAACGACGUGCAAUUGGAAAAGAAGGUGAUGGCAGAGGAACUAAUGACAACAAUUCUCAAAGAGUGACAAAUCAGUUUGACAGCAACAUCUACAUUGAACCAUAUGUUGAUGUUGUAAGUGGUGGAAAUUUGCUAGAUGCAAGUACAAUGGUAGUUAACUAGUAUGGACAACUCUAAUAUUUUUUGGACAAAAGCUAAUGCACUCACUGCUAAGAAGAUGAAGUGGCCUUUUGUGUGUAUAUAACAAGACUUAUAUAACAAUGAUAUUGUGUUUUUUGGUGGCCAGAUCAUGGGGACAAAGGUCUAUACAUAGUCAUGAAUUUCAUUUUUUUUUUUUUUUGGGAAAACAUGUCUGUAAAGUCAACAUUAGGUACAAUGUUAGUUAACUUAUGUAAUUUAAGUUUUAUUUUGUGAUGUACUUAAUCAACCAUAGAAAUGGUGUUGCAGUAAUGGACAAAUUAGUGAAUAUAAUGCAGCAAUGUUA